Pomacea canaliculata is the source of this 390-nucleotide messenger RNA. Its product is annotated as protein dimmed-like. The transcript has a single exon. The record is from RefSeq and is a predicted model, not a curated record. Bases 1 to 390 code for a protein of 129 amino acids. NCBI's taxonomy places the organism in Eukaryota, Metazoa, Mollusca, Gastropoda, Architaenioglossa, Ampullariidae. Gene Ontology annotation, molecular function: protein dimerization activity.
AUGUCCGAGAAGAAGCCCAAGACCUCAAAGCGCGCCACCCGGCGGCGGAAGGGCGUCAGCGCUCGCGAACGCAACAUCCGGCGGCUGGAGAGCAACGAGCGAGAGCGACAACGCAUGCACUCUCUGAACGAUGCCUUCCAGGACCUGCGCGAGGUCAUUCCGCACGUCAACCUCGACCGCAAGCUGUCUAAGAUCGAGACCCUGACCCUGGCCAAGAACUACAUCAAGGCGCUGACCAACGUGAUAUGCGAGAUCCGCGGGGAAUCCCCGCCGUACCGGCUGCCAGCCGCUUCAGAAGGACAGGAGGACGGCGGCGAGGGCGUGGUGGUUGGGCGGGCAGCGACGAGAGUGACAAUGACAAUGACAAUGAGAACGAGCACGACGCUAUGA